Diorhabda sublineata is the source of this 1272-nucleotide messenger RNA. RefSeq names its product replication termination factor 2. Gene Ontology annotation, cellular component: nucleus. The record is from RefSeq and is a predicted model, not a curated record. The transcript has a single exon. NCBI's taxonomy places the organism in Eukaryota, Metazoa, Arthropoda, Insecta, Coleoptera, Chrysomelidae. The coding region runs from base 66 to 977 and encodes 303 amino acids. Gene Ontology annotation, biological process: mitotic DNA replication termination; site-specific DNA replication termination at RTS1 barrier.
UGUCAUUCAAAUGACAAUUUAGAGAAAUUAAUAUUUCAUUUUAGACAUAUUAUCUUGUUAGUAAAAUGGGUUGUGACGGAGGUACUAUUCCGAGAAGAGACGAACUCGUUAGAGUUAAAAAGAAGCCAGAAACAAAGGAUAAAGAUGCCGAACUUGCUUUUAAAUGGAAAUGUUGUGCUAUUACUCAAGAAUCCUUACAAGAGCCGAUUGUCGUGUGCCAUUUGGGGAAAUUGUACAAUAAGACGUCUCUAAUUGAAGCUUUACUAGACAGACGAACUAUAUCCGAAUCUAUUAAACAUAUAAAGAACUUGAAAGAUGUAAAAGAUUUGAAACUUACUCCGAAUCCAGAGUUUUUAAAACAAGAAAGUAAGAAAGAGGGAUCGUUAGAUGAUCGAGUGACUCCGUAUAUUUGUCCCGUACUGGGACUGGAAAUGAGUGGAAAAUUUAGGUUUGUAGCAGUUUGGUCGUGUGGUUGCGUGUUUUCAGAACGUGCUUUAAAAGAAAUCGGCACUAAAAAUUGUCAUAAAUGCACCAAACCAUUCGAAGACGAUGACAUCGUUGUAAUAAAUGGAAACGAUGAAGAUUUGGAAUUAAUGAAAACUAGAAUGGAAAAGAGACGUCAAAAUCAGAAGAAAAACAAAGUCAAAAAAAUCAAACAAGAAGUUCCAGAAAGUACAAACAUAGAAACGAUAACCGUUGAUAAUAAAAGUGUUAAAAGAAAUCCUGGUCCGUCUACAAUCGAAAAUUCAUCGAAGAAACUUAAAGUUCAGGAUAAUUUAUCCCAUUCCAAGAUUGGUAAUAUGAUAUCAGUUGGGAAAGUGACAAAAGCUGAGGAAUUGAGGAAAAUCAAACCUGAUUAUAGUGUGGCUAAAGACAAACAAGUUUCUAAUGUAUAUAAAUCUUUAUUCACCAGUCAUCAAUCAGAAAAAGAGCAGGAUAGAGCUCAUUGGGUCACUUAUAAUCCAUUUUAUAAUUAAUAAAUAAGUUUUCUUGAUAUGUAAUUGUAUUUUUGAAUUAUCGAGUGUAAAUACAUUUUUAACAAAAAAAUUCUUAAUUUUUAUGCAUUAACAAUUAAUUUAGUUCCGUUUUUAACUUUGUGUCACUGAUAGAAUUUUUUGAAUUGACUAAAUACAUCAAUAAAAAUUAAUAAACAAAUGGAAUUUUCUAAAAUAUCCAACUCUGAAGGAUUUUAGUUUUUAAAAAUACUCAUUUGAGUUUGUAAAAACAAAUUUUUUGAAUAAAAAUUAAUUUUUGUUUAGUAUUAAUGAAAAA